Molecule: messenger RNA, 1291 nt
Organism: Paramacrobiotus metropolitanus
Lineage: Eukaryota; Metazoa; Tardigrada; Eutardigrada; Parachela; Macrobiotidae
Product: fibroblast growth factor receptor 4-like
Exons: 5
Coding region: 133-1161 (342 amino acids)
Biological process (GO): multicellular organism development; protein phosphorylation; cell surface receptor protein tyrosine kinase signaling pathway
Cellular component (GO): signaling receptor complex
Molecular function (GO): ATP binding; transmembrane receptor protein tyrosine kinase activity
Source: RefSeq, a predicted model, not a curated record
GAAAAUGGAAGCCGGAAACAAGAUGGGUGAUCCGGUUUAUGCAAGAGCGUCAUAGACGGAUACGUGCCAUAUCUCGCUGAUUGGGAUUCGCUGCCGACGGUCUUGGUCACGUGCAUCGAACAGUGUUUGUGCAUGUUCAGCGUGAAACGUCUGCAAGCGGAUGAACUGCUUAUAAAACUUAAUCCGUUAAGAAGAACCAAAGCUACCAAUAAAAGCGUUAAACACCGAAAUCCAUUCAAAAGACCUUUAAGCAAUGGUGGUCAAGUCACGAGUGCACGUGAUUACCGUCUCGCAGUUUUAAAAGCGGUAUCUCCACAUACCCUGGCGAUGUUCGAGGUACCACGUUGGUCCAUCGCUUUACAAAAAGAUGUGCGUCUCGGUAGCGGCCAGUACGGACACGUUUAUCUGGGAUGGCUCGAAUGUGCACGCACUAAGCGGCAGCACCGUAUAGCAGUAAAAAUGCUGUUGGAUGAAUCCCGUGACCACCAAGGAGUCGCAGCUUUACUUGCUGAAAUGACAAUCUUGAUGAACAUUGGGCGGCAUCCGAAUAUAAUCGGUUUGGAAGGCAUUGUUCUUAUACAAGGGUUUAUGACACUUUUGGAGUAUUGUGAGCACGGAUCAUUAGAUGCCUACCUCAGGAAGGCAAAAUCUGACCUCUUGAUGGAUGGUUUGGAAUGUGCAAUGGGUGACUUUGGAGGUUACACAUACGCAUUGACGGAUUUUGCCCAUCAGAUCAGCUGUGGCAUGGAAUAUCUGUCUUCCAAGAAUGUAGUCCAUUGCGACUUGGCCGCCAGGAAUGUUCUGCUAUCCAGCAAAAUGAAGAUAAAAAUUGCCGAUUUUGGGAUGGCGAAUCAGCAAACUGAGCAAAUACCGUUCGAACUCACCUGUGGCACGUUUCGUACCAAAGAAAAAAAAGUCCCUGUGUGCUACCAUUUUACUGGAUGGCGCCUGAAGCUUUGGAUAAAGACCAUCGAUUGUUUUCGGUGCAUAGCGACGUAUGGUCGUUUGGUGUGGUCCUCUGGGAGAUAUUUUCGAUGGGCGAUAUUCCAUACUCUGCCGAAUUUCCCAACGGAUUUCUUUAUGCUCAUUUCCGAAGUUUCCUUCACGACGGCCAUCGACUGCAGAUACCGGAGUUGUGUCGUAAUAAGACUGCAGUACUAAUGUCGGCAUGCUGGCAUAUCAACCCUAAAUGUAGGCCGAAAUUCUCUGAGCUACGAGAAGAAUUAGAGGCUAUCCAAGAGGAGCAUGCUUUGAUGACUGGAGCAGCGGAUCAGUCUGGGUCAGUGUUACC